Messenger RNA from Diorhabda carinulata, 1651 nucleotides. RefSeq lists its product as uncharacterized. The record is from RefSeq and is a predicted model, not a curated record. Lineage: Eukaryota; Metazoa; Arthropoda; Insecta; Coleoptera; Chrysomelidae. The transcript has 6 exons. Bases 97 to 1323 code for a protein of 408 amino acids.
AAAAAGUUUCAAAUACUAAAUACAUCCAUCAUAAAGACGUCAGUUCAUAAAGAAUAUAGUUUUUUUUUUAUAUUCCAUUAAGGCUAAUUUUUUAUAAUGAGAAAGUUGAUUCCAUCAAAACAUUUCACAAAUAGUUGUUGUGAUAGGAGCAUAACUCAAGACGGUCCCAAACAACUUCUUUUUUCCAAUAACUGGGCUACCAGGAAUGAUUCAGCAAACGUUGCAUUAGCACUACAACCAGAAUAUUUAUUGAAUUCUCGAAGAAAAUGUUUCAAAAAUGUUCCCUUCAAGCCAAGUAAUACAAAUAACGUAUAUCGCAAAAGUUGCUUGGGUUCAAAUAAUUGUUAUUGCAAAGAAACUUCGAUAAAGCCACCAGGGCUAUUAUUGAGAAGGCCUAAUAAAUGUUUAUCAUUGGAAGAAUUCGAAGAUAGAUUUCACAAUAAAUUAAAUACAAAAGGACGUAGUUCUUUCCACUGUUUCUGCAAAGCCAAUUCUGAAUUAACAGACCAUAUCAAUAGAGUACAAUCAAUUCAGAAUGAAUUUGAAAACGAAAAUCUAAAAAUUACGGAUCAAAGAAAGGAGUACGAAAAAUUUCGAGACAAUGAAUAUGAUGAAUAUCUAAAAGAUAUUGAUCAGUAUAGAACAUUAACUAUUAUGAGUACACGAAAUCCAAAUACAAUAGCAACCGGUUCCAGCGAAUAUGUUACAGAAGGGUUAAAUUCGGACGAUUUAAAUUUGUUUGCAAAAAGUACAGACGAAGUAGCAAGUGAAAGAGAAUGCGACAUCGACAAAAUAAAUGGAAAUACCAACAAAUAUAUACCAAGAUGCACAUAUUCAUCGUUUAAAGAGGAAUAUAGUGAUUAUUUAAAAAGCAAAUUGUGUGGAGACAAAUCAUUUUCCAGAAAAACCCGUUCAGAAUUUGCCACUACUAAAAAUUCAUCAUCUGAAAAAUCUGUGGAAAAUUUGAUAACAGAUGGCGAACAAUUGUUUGAGAAUCGAUAUACCCAGAACAAAUUAACUUCAACUAAAUGUGUAUGUAAAUGUAAUAACCAUAUCCCAUACGAACCUAACGCAGGAAACGUACUCUCCUCGUCACCUCUUAUCCAAAAAGACGGGAGCUACUUAAAUGUGAAUGGACGCGACAAAAAUUCAACGGAAAUGACCCAAACAAAUUUAUCUGGUGAUGGUAGUAUGAAUAUAUCGGAUAUAAGAAAAUUUAGGGAUAAAAAUUAUUUUGAAACACAUCAUUUGGAUAAUUUCGAAUUUGAUAGAAAUGAUGUGACCGCAACAGAAUUAGAUACAAACAGUGAGCGUCUUUUGUAAUAAGAACUAUUGGAAUCUAUUUUCAGACAUUCAAAGUCGACUGAACAAUUUUCUGAUGGCGUAACGUUUCAAAAAUUGAGAAAUAUCACGAAAUGCUAUAAAUUGGGAUUGGCACCAAAUACGGUGAUCAAAACAGACUCCUCUAUUAAAAUUGAUGUUAACGAAAAGGAUGUUUAUAAUUACCCCAAAUUUAUAGGUCGAUAUGAAAAACCUCGUUAUGUGAAUACCUUCGCUUUGAGGCAACAAAAAAUGACAACUUAUCGACAUUGAAGAUCACCCCAAAACUAGCUAAAUAAUUGAAACACAAAUAAAUUUUUUAUUUCUACAA